This is a messenger RNA of Erigeron canadensis, 1887 nucleotides long. RefSeq names its product protein terminal ear1 homolog. Gene Ontology annotation, molecular function: RNA binding. NCBI's taxonomy places the organism in Eukaryota, Viridiplantae, Streptophyta, Magnoliopsida, Asterales, Asteraceae. The transcript is spliced from 5 exons. The record is from RefSeq and is a predicted model, not a curated record. The coding region runs from base 1 to 1821 and encodes 606 amino acids.
AUGGAACACACCGGAAACUUCGAUUUUUCUCAUUUUCCGGCCACCUUAAACCCUACCGCACAAGAAUUCCGGCCAACAUACCCCAUCAUUCACAACCCUUCACCAUACCAUUCAUACUCUUUUCCUUACAACUUCUACAACCCAUCACCACCACCACCGUUACCACUACCACCUCCACCGCCACCGCCGCCGGUGUAUAUCAGACCAAACCAACCGUCGCUUCCACCGCCACUCCCAUCACCGUCGACGAGCCCAACACGUACUCUCCUACUAAGUUCAGUCCCACCUGACGUGAGCGAGUCAACAAUCCGGCAAGACCUAGAACUGUUCGGAGACGUCAGAGCCGUGCAAAUGGAAAGAAUACGCGAGGGAAUAGUCACCGUACAUUUUUACGAUCUCCGGCAAUCCACGGAUGCGUUACACGUCAUCCAAGACCAACACAUGCAACAACAAUCUCGUCUCAGACAACACUUUGAUGCUUUGACUAUUUUGUCAGUGGAGAAUUCCCUUCCGUACAUUACAAACAGUAGUUUCAGUUCACCACCUGUCCCACCGCCGGCGCCGGGGCUCAUAUCUGGACGUGCCGUCUGGGCUCAGUUCACUUACCCGGUACCCUUUCGUCUUCCCGACGGUUAUAACCAAGGAACAAUCGUUGUUUUCAAUUUGGACUCUAAUGUCAGCCCUGGGACACUUAGAGACGUUUUUAAAGUUUUUGGAAAUGUAAAGGAACUGAGAACGACGCCGUCAAAGAACACGCAAAGGUUUAUCGAGUUUUAUGACACAAGAGAUGCAGCAAAGGCACUUGUUAACAUGAACGGAAAAGAAAUCAACGGCAAGCCUGUGGUUGUCGAGUUCAGCCGUCCGGGCGGUCACAAAAAUUGUCCAAAAUUUAGUAAGUUCACUCAAGUUAGGCCACAGUCUACUGCAUUUGGGGCAAGGAAAUGGCAUCCAGAUUCACGUGUAUAUCGACCGCCACCACCACCACCACCACCACCACCACCACCACCUCCGCCAGUACUGAGUAAGAAGGCCGGAAAUAAGAAACCAAUGGACUUCCAACCACCGAGCGGAAGCGGUGGUGGUGGAGGUUGGAAUAAACAACGGAGAAUUCGACAAACGAGAGAAAAAUAUGAUCCGAGAUUUUUGUUCAAGGAAAAUGGGGCUAUUUCGGAAGCUUGUUGUUCGGACACUAGGACUACUGUUAUGAUUAAAAACAUUCCCAACAAAUACAGUCAGAAGCUGUUGCUGAACAUGCUAGACAGUCACUGCAUUCACUGUAAUGAACAGAUUAACGGCGGCGGCGACGGUGAAAAUGGCGGCCAGCAGCCGGUGUCUGCUUAUGAUUUUGUCUACCUUCCAAUUGAUUUCACAAACAAGUGUAAUGUGGGAUAUGGGUUUGUGAACAUGACGUCACCGGAGGCAACAUGGAGGUUGUACAAGGCGUUUCACCAUCAAAAUUGGGAGGUUUUUAACUCUAAGAAAAUAUGCGAAGUUUCUUAUGCCAGAUUGCAGGGGCUGGAGACAUUGAAAGAGCAUUUCAAGAACUCGAGAUUUCCAUGCGAUGCAGAAGAGUACAUGCCGGUGGUGUUCGCUCCCCCUAGAGACGGCCGAAGACUCACAGACCCUACGCCUAUAGUAGGAAGAAGCGUCACAACGACGUCGUCUGAUCCUGAUGAUGAUGAUGAGUUAUGCUUGACAGAGGAGAGUAGUUCAUGUCAUGAUGAUAGUGUGACAGUUAAUAUAGAAGAAGAUGAAGACAGUAAUUAUGCCGCCUGCAGUAACGGCGGCGGUAGCGGUGAUAGUCUUCAUGAUUUGAUAUGAAACAAAUAAAUAAAUAAAUUCAGUUUAUAAUUAUAUUAAAUUGUACUGUCGUACGUGUUAGUAAUA